Messenger RNA from Ceratosolen solmsi marchali, 2113 nucleotides. RefSeq names its product facilitated trehalose transporter Tret1-2 homolog. The transcript is spliced from 3 exons. NCBI's taxonomy places the organism in Eukaryota, Metazoa, Arthropoda, Insecta, Hymenoptera, Agaonidae. Bases 144 to 1700 code for a protein of 518 amino acids. Gene Ontology annotation, molecular function: sugar transmembrane transporter activity. Gene Ontology annotation, biological process: transmembrane transport; carbohydrate transport. Gene Ontology annotation, cellular component: membrane. The record is from RefSeq and is a predicted model, not a curated record.
GGUAGCGGCGACGGUAGCGGAAGCAGCAACAGCAGCAGCAGCAGCAGAAGCAGCAACAGCAACAGAAACAGUAGUCGAGGCCGUGCAGAUAAGGGGCGGCAGCCCGAGUAAGGUGCCGGGCCGCGGCCACCAACAAGACAGAGAUGCAUCAGGCCGCACGCAGCGAGGACAACGAGAUGGCCGAGCUGCCGGGGCCCGGGCCCAGAUCUCCCGUGGAGACCCUGAAGGGCGGAGGUCAGCCCCUGCGCCCUAUACACGGGGGCAAGCAGGAGGGCCGCAAGCUCUUCCAGUACCUCGCCACGCUUAUCGCGGGAUCGAUAAUGGCUCAGAGCGGGAUGAACCUGGGCUGGACCUCGCCGGUAAUUCCGCACCUGAGCAGGAACGACUCGUUCCUACCGAACCUCGACCCCGACGGCGAGGAGGUCUCUUGGAUUACCUCGCUCAUGGCACUGGGCGCCAUUUUGGGGGCCGUGCCCUCUGGCAAAGCCGCCGACAAGAUCGGUCGGAAGAUCGCUAUCGGCAUAACGGCUAUGCCCUUCCUCAUCUGCUGGGUCCUGAUGCUGCUGGCACCUUUGGGGGCGAGCAUACCGGUAUUAUACGUGGCGCGCUUCAUCGGAGGCAUAGGCGCCGGGGCGGCCUGCGUCCUCGUACCCGUCUAUAUCGGGGAAAUCGCCGAGCCCUCGAUUCGGGGCACCCUCGGGACCUUCUUCCCCAUCUUCUUCUCGCUGGGCAUCGUAUUCUCCUACACCGCGGGCUCCUACCUCAGCUACAUGGCCUUCAACGGAUGCUGCUGCGCCCUGCUCGUACCCUUCCUCGUAUCCGUCAUUUUUCUGCCGGAGUCGCCGAGCUGGCUCGUACAACGCGGCAGGAAGGCCGACGCCUACAAAGUGUUGCGACUCCUACGGGGCGCCAACUACGACGUGAGCCAGGAGAUCGGCGAGCUGCUCGAAGAGUCGGAGCAGGUCCAAGUGAAGGAGGGAGGCCUGAGGGAUUUGCUAGGAACGAAAGCCGGUAGGAAGGCCAUCGGCACCUGCGUCGGCCUUAUGUGGUUCCAGCAGAUGUGCGGGAUCGAUGCCGUGCUCUUCUACACGGUUCAAAUAUUCGAGGAGGCCAAGAGCUCGAUCGACCCCAACGUCGCCACUAUUAUCAUCGGCAUAAUCGAGGUCAUCAUGGGUCUUAUUGUGGCCGUCACCAUCGACAGGUUCGGCAGGAAGCCGCUGCUCGUAUUCUCCGGCUCGGCCAUGACCAUCUGCCUUGGCAUCCUUGGCUACUACUACAAGAUGAAAGAAGACAAAAAGGACAUAACGUGGAUAAGCUGGCUACCGCUCGCGUGCAUCGGCAUGUUCAACGUGGUAUUCUCCCUCGGCUACGGCUCGGUACCUUACUCCAUUAUAAGCGAGCUCUUUCCACCGGAGACUAAGGGCAUAGCCGGCAGCAUCUCCAUAAUGACCAACUGGUUCCUCGUCUUCCUCGUCACGCGCACCUUCCACAUUCUGACGCGCAUGCUCCACGAGUCCGUCACCUUCUGGCUCUUCGCCUCGAUUUGCGCCAUGUCCGCUCUCUUCGCCUUCGUCUACGUACCCGAAACGAAGGGCAAGAGUCUCCAGGAGAUCCAGACGAAGCUCGCGCGCAGAAAGAAGGACCGGGGCCGUAAGCACGAGGCCGUCGAGCCGAAGCCUUUGCCUCUGGCCCCGAAUUGAGCCCGAGUGUCAGAUCGGCCAACACGGGACGACACCCUGGCGGGAAGCCGGUAGGCCACGGCCUUGGGCCGCGAUUGAGCGGCGCCCGAUACCCGUCCAGUCGGUUCUAGUAUUUUUACGCGAGAUCUAAGGAUGCUCGAUACAUGCCAAGUAUUCACCACUCUGACUCACGUAUUAUUUAUCUAGUUGAAACAGUAAACAGUAUGUCGUAGCAUAUACAGUGUACAGUAUACAGUAUGCAAAAAGAGUGUACAGACGAAAUAUUUUUCUACAUCGGAUACAUAGUUAAUUUCGACUAAUCCAUUUUUAUCCUCGACGAUAGCGCAUUUGUCUUCCUUACUCCUUUCUCCCUGUCACAACCCUCUCAUUCGCUUUCUCUUUCCUUCCCUUCCCUCCCUACCGCCCAAAAGCGC